Prunus avium (sweet cherry) is the source of this 911-nucleotide messenger RNA. RefSeq names its product DNA ligase-like protein. NCBI's taxonomy places the organism in Eukaryota, Viridiplantae, Streptophyta, Magnoliopsida, Rosales, Rosaceae. The record is from RefSeq and is a predicted model, not a curated record. Gene Ontology annotation, biological process: resolution of meiotic recombination intermediates.
ACUCUCCAAAUAUCUCAGACUCAGAGCUUUGGAAAUGGCGAAUACGAAAGAAACGUCUCAAAUUCCAUCGAGGGCCAUAAACUCAGGUGGUGGUGGUGGGGUUUGUAUGAUGAGCAACACAUGGAGAGAUGAACAACACCCAUCUUUCAUCAACUUCAUUUCCACCUUCCUCACUGCAAACGUUUUCCGUCUUAACUUUGUCCCAAUUGCCCCUGACUUCAUUUUCAACUGUGGAGGUUCAUCUGUGGCAUUCAUCUUUGUGACAAGCUUGGAUCCCACUUGCAUCUCACAAAUCUUCGGCAGAGUUCAAAAGCUGAAGCUGCAAUUUGCAAAUCUAUACGUUGUCAUCACCCUCCCAACCAAGGAGAAAAAUGAUUUGUUUGUGCGUUCUUACUUCAAAUUUGGAAUGGAGCUUGGUAAACCCACAUUCGUUCUGGUUAAGGACUUGGAAAUGGGGUUUGAAAAGAUGGUGAAGAUAGCUCACUCUCGUGGGGUAUGCAAGCGAGAGGAUGCUACCGCAAAAUUGAAGGCUGAGAGGAAGCAAACUGUGCAAGCAGUGAAUGUGUUUCAAAGAGUGGUCACAUGCAUUCCUGGUAUUGACAGUCAUGAUGCGAAUGCGCUUAACCAAGCGAUUGGUUCGAUUGAAGCAAUUGCCAAGGCAUCGAAGGAGCAAAUUCUGGAAAACACAGACCUCUCUGCUGACAAGGCAGAAGUAGUUUCAAGGUUUUUUAGGGAUCCAAAGUUUUACCUGAGUCCCAAGAUCAACUGAUCCAUAGGACUGGUUUCUGUAUCUCUCGGUUUUCUCUCUUUACAAUGGACAUUCAAAAAUUCACAGGCAUCAAGGGUCAUGUGUUACUGCAGACUAAAAUUUGUAGAUUAAAAAAAAAAACAGAAUCUAUGCAGAUUCUUAA